Molecule: messenger RNA, 975 nt
Organism: Sitophilus oryzae (rice weevil)
Lineage: Eukaryota; Metazoa; Arthropoda; Insecta; Coleoptera; Curculionidae
Exons: 2
Coding region: 1-975 (324 amino acids)
Source: RefSeq, a predicted model, not a curated record
AUGGUAAGCUUCGAUGUGGUAUCUCUAUUCACGAGAGUACCCCUAGGCGAGUCAAUGAAUCUAAUCAAGGAAUCAUUCCCACCUGACAUCGCGGAGCUCUUCCGAGUGUGUCUGACUGGUAGCUAUUUCUUAUGGAACGGCAAUUAUUACGAACAAACAGAAGGUGUCGCAAUGGGUAGCCCAAUCAGCCCAAUAAUUGCUAAUUUCUUUAUAAGGAGAUUUAAAGAAAAAGCGCUAGAGUCAUCCGUUUUGAAGCCCGCUGUAUGGUUUCGUUAUGUGGACGAUACAUUUGUGGUUUGGAAACAUGGACGUGACAGCCUAGAUGACUUCCUUCAUCACCUUAAUUCGCAGAGCCCGAGCAUAAAAUUUACCAUGGAAACCGAAAAAUGGCGACCAAAUAGGGCAAGACGUAUCUGUGCUAAUGAACACAUCCAAGAGGAACUAAGUCAUUCAAAUAAAGCCUUUCUUGCCAAUGGCUAUAAUGACAGAGAAAUAAAUGCGGCGCUGGCACCUAGGCAGAGGAGACCUGCCGUCAAUGAACAGGAAAACAUCAUUAAUAAGGCCUUCCUUCCAUAUGUUUCCCAGGUCACCGAUAGGAUUGGUAAAGUUCUCAAGAAGCAUAACAUCAAAACCAUAUACAAACCUACCCGGAAAAUAAGGGACUGCCUAAGACCAGCCAAAGACAAAAGAGAACCAUUAUCAUCCUCUGCAGGGAUCUACCGUAUACCUUGUUCCUGCGGUAGCGUAUAUAUUGGAACUGGCAAACGCCCAGUAGGAACGAGAUUCAUUGCCACAACAUCUGGAUAUCAUCCUCGUCUGAUCAGGGAAGCUGUUGAAAUUCACAAACAUCCAAAUAAUUUCAACAGGAAGGAAGAAACUUUCUACCUUAACAGAAUUUGGCAUCCAGCUAUAUCUAGGACCAAAGUAGCAGCACAGAGAAGUAGACCAGUUCCGGAAUAUAACCCGAAACCAUAA